AUGCGCAACGAAAAGGCUUCUAAAUGGAUUCUGAGCCAAUUUGCCAUGGGGUUCCUACUUCUUGAAGAUCUGGCUGGGACACAGCAAUUCAACGGAGGCCGAAGAGCGCUGGAGCACCCAGAGCCGCCUCAGCAACGAUGGCAGCCGAUGGCGCUGGAUAGAGUCGAUAGAGAUAUGGAUAGCACCGGUGGCGCUCAGCCACUCAGCCAGAUCUUAGGCUUGAGCCGACCAAGGAGCCAUGGACGGAAGCGACCAGGUCUGUCCUUGCCGGAAAAGAGCUUGGAAGAGGUCCCUUUGCUAUUUGCUGGCCGAGUUGGACCGAUAGCUCGGGAAAGUGGUAUGGCAAGCGGCUGGAUAACAAUCAUUGAAGACCACGAGAGAAGAAGUUUCGUUUCAUACAGUUGGUUUGGCCCGGCUGGGCGUGCAGGCCAAUUCAUGGAUUUAGAAGCCCGUGAUGAGCAUGAAGCCAAACCUUUGCUUGGAAACUUUAACCAGAACAAGCUGGCCACCGCGGCCGACAAGCAGAAGGCAUUCUUCUCCUCUGUGACUGCGCGGAACUUUGGGUGGCAUUUGUUAACCCUCGUUCCUGCUCCACAGUUCACGUUCAUGGCGGUCCUCUUUUUGGUGAAUCGCUUCUGGCAUUGGCACUGCUUUGUUGUGACGAUUCUUCUUUCUUCUCUGCUGAUGGCAAGCCUCUGGGCGAUGAAGAGCUACAAACAGAUCUGGCGACAGCGGCUCGCCAAGUUGAUUCUGGCAUCUACAGUCAGUGGCCUGAUUGUAGGCUUAGCCAUCUACUACUCCAGCAUGGUGUUUUACUUCCACUACAAGAGUGCGGCCACAUACAACAGCGUCGUGCCUUCACAGUCUGCGGAGAGCAUUCUGGAUGCUGGCGUGAUAAGCUUUGCUGUCGGCAGCAUGGUUGACCGAAGCAGAUCUGUUGGAUUUCAAUCUGCAUCUGGCAAUCUGAUUUGUGUAGCACCAGUGGUCGACGUGUCAAUGCGGCCCGGAUCGCCUGCGAAUUUGUUUGCCUAUGGCAUGAAUUGCUGCAGGCAUCGGGGAAGCUUCAACUGUGAUGAUGCUGGGAAUCCAGCUGCUCGCUAUGGCAUGGUCUUGCCCGAGCCUGCAGAUAUUCUGCCGCCCCUGCUGCGGGAUACCUUCUCAGGGCCCAGUGCUGAAGACCUGGAAGCUGCGGUCAGGCUCCAGCAAGCAUCCUUCGGCAGAUCCAUCCAAACCCAGAGUCGACACACUUUCGUUCAGUAUGUGGCUGAUCCUUUGAGAGUAGAAAUGGCACAUGUUGACGCAGCCAUGCUUGUGGCCCUCGGCUGUUCGCUUCUGUAUCUUGCUAUGCUGACCCUCGCAGUGUCCUCCAUUGUCCUUGGCAAUGGCACCGUCGGAUCUUUCUUCCGGCGACUGGUUCUCUGA
This is a messenger RNA of Cladocopium goreaui, 1422 nucleotides long. The record is from the annotation of a GenBank genome assembly. Lineage: Eukaryota; Dinophyceae; Suessiales; Symbiodiniaceae.